AUGGCCCUUUUGCGAAGAGGGCCAGAAUCCUUCGCGACGGGCAAAGACUCAGGCAAGCAUUUUCCGCUGCAAACGGUUAACCCGACGCCAUGCCAGAGGAUCUUCGGCCACGAGACAUUUGAAAUCUCGGUUCCUUCGCUGCCGCCGGGCGUGGUCAUCAACAGUCCCGAAGUACUAGAAUAUGUGCUCAAGAAUGAAGCAUCCAUCACCAAGGGAGAAUUCUUCAGGGACCGGUCGUGGGAUCUCUUUGGCUACGGGAUCAUCAAUGCGACAGGCGAACUAUGGCGAGCCCAACGGAAAGCCGGGCUGAAGUUCUUCAGCGGCACAAACCUUGAAGUCAUGGUUGAUGAUGUUCUGCCAGAGGUCUACGGAGAAUCCACAAGGGCAGGACUUUUACAAGCCUCGCAGGACCGGUCCGUCAUGGACAUGCAGAAGGUGUUUCAUGAUCUUACCACCACGGUCGUCGGACACAUGGCGUACGAUAUGGAAAUCGAUGCUUCGUCGCCAUUCAGCCAAGCGUUCGACCAUGCCUCGUCACAGAUCGGCCUGCGAUUUCAGAACCCUCUCUACCGCGUCACCGAGAUGUUUACGGGCUCCUCUUUCCGCGCCUCGCUCGUCGAGGUGAAACGGUUCGGCAAGCAGAUUGUGACUGAAGCUCGGAAACGGCGCGCCCGGGAUGCCUUCGAGAGCCUCGUGACCAACACCCACGAGGAGGAGGACAAGCUCAGGACGCAAAGGGCAGAUCCCGUUGCAGACGGCAACGGUUUCGCGUUUGGAACCCUGAUUGACUCACUGAUCGAGUCUCUAGGAGAUCCCACGAUCGUGGCCGACGCCGCGCUGAAUUUCCUCUCCGCUGGCCGCGACACCACAGCCCAGAGCUUGACCUGGACACUCUACGCCCUCCUCCGCCAUCCUGAAUCGUUACGACGCGUCAGAGACGAAAUUGACGCAGUCGUCACAUCGAACGACAAGUCCAUAGGUAUCAACAUUGCGCAACUCCAGCCCUCCUCCCUCCCAUUCACCACAGCUACAUUCUACGAGGCCCUUCGGCUGUACCCGCCCGUGCCAUUCGAAAUCAAACAGACAACCCAGCCCGUCACGCUCCCGGACGGCACCUCUCUGCCCGCGGGAGCAAUCGUCGUCUGGUGCAUCUGGGCGUUGAACCGCGCGAGCAGCACAUUCGGCGAGGACGCCCACGUGUUCAACCCAUCGCGGUGGCUCGAGAACGACAAAGCCAGCGACAAUCAGCACUUUACUGGGAGUACCCGUCCGGUCGGCGAGUUCCCGGUCUUCAACGGCGGCCCGCGGUCGUGUCUGGGGAAGAAAAUGGCCGAGGUGAUGGCGUGUUGGGUGCUCGUGAGGUUUCUGGCCGAGUGGGAGUUUGAAGAGGUGAAUGACGGGUUGAACAUGGAUGCGCGGACGGGCGAGAGGAGGAGCGCCAAUAGCUUGACCUUGCCUAUGCAGGGGGGUUUGCCUGUAAGGGUCAGGACCAGGGAGACGGGGAAAGUGGCUGUAGGGAAGAUGAGGAAGGUGGAAAUAGAGGAUGAGGACGGAUGGUGA
This is a messenger RNA of Cladophialophora yegresii CBS 114405, 1560 nucleotides long. RefSeq lists its product as uncharacterized. Bases 1 to 1560 code for a protein of 519 amino acids. NCBI's taxonomy places the organism in Eukaryota, Fungi, Ascomycota, Eurotiomycetes, Chaetothyriales, Herpotrichiellaceae. Gene Ontology annotation, molecular function: iron ion binding; heme binding; monooxygenase activity. The transcript has 4 exons. The record is from RefSeq and is a predicted model, not a curated record.